AUGUUGGAGAACUUGUUGUGGCGUCGUUCGUCCUGGGGCGCGGUGGCUACCGUCGUCGGAGUCGCCCAGCUCGUCCGAGCCCUCUUCGUCGCUGUCUUUCUGGCGAUCGAAUUGGGUCUCACCCAACUGGCCCGGCUCUUCGGAGUCAUCGCUGCCCUGGUCCGCUCUUCUGACGUGAAGAGCGAUGAAAACGUCAACAAGGAGACACUGUCAGGUGUCGAGCCCGCCGCCCCCGUUCCUUCCCUCCGCCAAUCCGACCAAGAUCGUCUUAGCCAGCUCGACGAGAGAGAAGCUGCGCUCGCCGCCUGGGACGCCACCCUCAGACAACGUGAGGAUUACAUGGCUACCAGAGAGACAAACGUCACCAACCUGGAGAUCGAGAACUACACCAAGCUCGCUCGGGUUGAUGAUCUGGAUCGAGAAAGGGAACGCCUGGAACGUGUCCGCCAACAGGUCGACCAACGCAGCGAGGAUGUCUUCCGCCCUCUGCUCGACCAGCGGAUGCGAACCCACUGGGACAAUUACGAGGCACUGAAGCAACGAUACAGUGCCAUCAAUUGUGAGUUGGACCGGGCCAACGAAAAGGCAACGGCCUAUGAUCGCCUCGUUGUCAACUGGAAAGAGUCGGUAGCCGCCGCUGCCGAGCAGGAAUGGAUCAGUCGCAAGGACCAGCUGGAACGUCAGGCCAUGGAAGCAAUUGCCAUGGCUGAACGCAAGGCUGCCAUCACCGAGGACCGGAACAAGGGACUCGAGGGACAAAUCGCCAUGUCCAACACGACCAUUCUUGCUCUCCGAGCCCAGCUCAAUGAGGUGACUGAGCGAUACGAGAAGGUGAAGGGGGAACAAGUCAAGUACCGCGAGAAUGAGGAGGCUGCUGUCAAGCGCGUGCAGUGGGGCACAAGCGUCGACGCAGACCAAGACACCCCCAUUCGCGGUAACAACGAUGAUCCGGAAGUAUCGCUCGUGGCCGCCCUGAAGGAGAUCGACCGGCUGAAGGAGCUUCACCGCGCAGAAUCGACACGUCUGACUGGUGAACUCGAGACUCUCCGCGAGGAGAAGACAGAGAUGACCAAGACGAUUGCUGCCCUCGAGGCGUUGCCCGAGUUGAAUGCCCUCGCCAUGCGUCUUUCCCAGAUGGGCCUGACAGAUUUUGAAGAAGGACACGCCGCCGUCCAGACCGAAGACCCUGAGAUGACCGCCGCCGCCGUUCAGACCGACCUGAAAGACAAGACCGAGGUCGCCCCAUGGCAAGUCAACAAGUUUAAGCGGGCCAAGCGACAGGUUGCCAUGCUGUUGGGUCAACUCUCGAGACGCAACGCGGAGACCAAGUCUUUGCGGGCUCUCAACUCCCAGCUGGUGGCCUUGAACGAAGCUCGACUUGCCGAACAGCAGGUAGAGAAUGAGUAUGAGCAAGAGGCCCUCGAAGGACACUUCCAGCAGCUACUUGCCGAGGCCACUUCUGCGCUUCAGCAGCAGGUUAGGCAGCUUGAGGAGUCCAGCGCGCAGGCUCUUACUCUGAUGGCCGACACACCCGCUCAGUCCGAAGCGCAAGUUCAGACCGAGUCUGUGGUCAUCCUCUCAGCGGAACAAUGGACCUACUGUGGUACAUUGGAAGGUGAGGUCAGCUCGCUCCGCGAGCAUAUUCAACGACAGAAGGAGCAAUUCAACAGCCAGGUCAACGAAUACCAGGAACUGCACAAGAAGAGCCUCGACACCUUGGCCCACAUUUGCGGUCUUGAGGUUCCUGCAGAGACCCUCCGCGACUUGGUUGACGACGCCCUCAAGGCCUUUGAGGAGAUCAGCCGGGCCUACCAAGACCCUGCAAUGAGCCUGCAGCUCGUCACGCUGCUUGGUCCCAAUGGAAGGCUCAAGGAGCACUUGGAAGAUCUGGAGAUUUCUGCUGAUCUGGUCUUGGAUGGGUUGAAGAAGACUGACGAUGGGGUCCCACUUCGGGCGCAAGUGGACUCGAUCCGCCAAGCGUUACCCAACUGA
Molecule: messenger RNA, 1992 nt
Organism: Penicillium oxalicum
Lineage: Eukaryota; Fungi; Ascomycota; Eurotiomycetes; Eurotiales; Aspergillaceae
Exons: 2
Coding region: 1-1992 (663 amino acids)
Source: RefSeq, a predicted model, not a curated record